Molecule: messenger RNA, 2682 nt
Organism: Plectropomus leopardus (leopard coralgrouper)
Lineage: Eukaryota; Metazoa; Chordata; Actinopteri; Perciformes; Serranidae
Product: microtubule-associated protein 10
Biological process (GO): cytoplasmic microtubule organization; positive regulation of cytokinesis; mitotic spindle midzone assembly
Cellular component (GO): midbody; mitotic spindle midzone; mitotic spindle pole
Molecular function (GO): microtubule binding
Source: RefSeq, a predicted model, not a curated record
GCGGAUUAACGAACGAACAGCUAGUUAGUUAGCCUAUUGUUUUGGGAAGUUACGCCGCUUUCAUGAUGUCAGGACGACAAAAUAGCGAUAAUAUCGAGAUCCUUUUUUCAUUUGAGCUUUUGGUGGAGUGUAUUCGAGUCGAGACACAAAGUCAAGUUUCUGACGAGCUGGCUCUGGGAGUGCGACUGCUGGAUUUCCCAACGCUGCUCAUUUAUCAGCCUCCAAAGAGCAGCGGUGACAUUAACCAACAAGGACAUCAUGUAAAGGAGCAGCAGGGAGAAUACACCUUCAACAGAGGGAAGUCUUGCUUCUUCAAAAUGAACCUGAACUCACUGCAUACCCAUCUAUCUAACACCCCGCUCUAUGCUAUGGUGUUGGAUGUGAAAGAAGAGAUCCCAAAAUUAGUUGGUACCUCACUCAUCUCACUGGCAAAAGUGAUGGACAGAGUCAUGCAGGACGUGACUGAACAUGGUGUUACAACUCCCUCCUCUCAUGGUGAAAGAGGAGCUGUUUGUGUAUGCAACCUUAUGGGUGAGAAAAUCGGAUCAAUUUCCCUGAGUUACAAACUGCUAAGUCUGGGAGCCAGUUUACAUAUCACAGAAAGGAGGGAUCUUAAAAGCGCUGGUGCUCAUGGAGUACAGCAUGUACAGCAAAGCAGCAUGGAGAAAAACACAUCUGCAGAAUCACUGCCUCCUGACAGUGUGGAUGUCUGUUCAUCGCAGACGCCGGGUGUUAGGGAACACAUCCAAAACAACAAACCGUCUAAUGAGAAUAUCUUCAUCAAUGAGAUAAAACAGGACAAUAGUGUUUGUGUUGACAUGCAGAAACCACAAAGUCGACCUCCUCAGACACUCAAAGAAAACAAUUUUGAAGACGAUUUAAGUAUUUUCUGUCCGCCACUUCUCUUCUACAGCAAUUCUGCGGAGGACAACAGCAAAAAUGAAGGAGGAGAUUACAAAAUACUUAAUCUAGACUCAGAGGCAUUCACAUCUGAAGAUUCAGAGGAAGAGACAGGUGAAAAUAAAAGCAAUGUUACAAGCUCUCUGAUGGUGAACCACAGAGCAAGACAUGAAAACACUUCAAAACACCAAGAAACAAGUGGGACGACUCCAAGUGUCCUCGGGGACGCCUUACGACAGUUGCCUCUACUAAAUGCUCUUCUCGUUGAGCUGUCACAGUUGAAUGGGCAGAACCAACACCAGCCGCUGUCCAUUCACCCCAAUCUAUCUUGGAUUUACAGGCCCGCUUCCACAGAGCCUUCAGCCGGGCAUAGAAACACACCACAAAAGGCACAAACAAAAUUGUUGCAGAAAACCAGACAGGGGACUAGUCCCCACUCAAAACAUUUACAUUCCCCCAGAUACUGUUCUACACCAGUGGUUAGGCCCGCAUCUGUUCCAGUGAACAACAAACAAGAAAAGGCUUUGACUGAGAGUAAAAGCUCCAGUAAAUCUCCUCAGAAGAAGCUUGUUUAUGGCACAACUAAAACAUUCAAUCUAAGACUGAAGCAAAUUUCCCCUCUGAGAGUAAAACGUCGUGAAUGCAUUGAUUUAAUACAGAAUGAAACACAGUCAAAAAUGACUAGAGGAAAGACAAAGUCGAGCAAGAAGAGCAUGAAGCCCAGCAGAAGAAAAUCAACAUUAAAUCAGAGCUCCAGUCUCAAUGAAAAUAUUGAGACAGUGAUACAAAGCGUCACAGCGGACUCUAAACUACAAGAAACAAUCGCACUAAAACAGAAAACUCUGCAUGGAAAAAUCCAUGGUGAAAAAGACAGAGACUCUCUGAGAAUUUUAGAAAAACCUUCCCUCUCUGAAAGAGACUUUAUUCAGAUCCCCAGAGUGGAUUGUGACACUGUUGCCCACAACAAAGACAAGAAGGAGCAUCACAGUGAGUCAAAUGAAGUCAAAUCUCAGUGUGAAGCCGACAAGCGCAGAGAGGAAAUUGAUUCUUCAGGGAGCAGCAGACACAUCAGCCCAAAAUCUUCAUUUUCAGACUCCAGCAGGGAAAGAAAUGAGGAGGAAGACUACGCCGAUGACUUUAACAGCUUUGAGCCCAGCGAUGCCUACUCCCCUGACCCUGUGAGCAGCCCUGAGCCCUCCAGAGCCAAAACGCCCAGGUCUCCUGUCCGCCCCGACUUUUCCAACUCUGAAGGUUUCCAGAGGAGAGCAGUUCUCCCUGUGCCCAUCAAAGCCCCGAGCUCUCCACAGCGCGCCCUGAGGGGCACGCACAUCAUCCGACCUCGAACCAAAGCCUCGGCCCUCAGCUUCUCCUCCGACGAUGGUGACAGAGACGGGACGUCUUCCUUGCAAACCAUAUGCUCCAGAAAACAGAUGACGGAGAGUAGUAGAGUAGAAAGAAGCUCUGGUGGGGAGAGUUUCAUAUCAUCGAGAGGUCAAAGGAGCGGGUCAAGCGGAAACAGCGGUCCUGUUCGAGGAUUUUCUGCAGAAUCAGUAUCCUCCUUUGAACGACAAGAGAUUGAGGAACUGGAGGAUGAGCUCGGAUCUCUGGAUUUCAAAAAGGAGUAUCGGCAUAUCUCAGAGCUAGUGGCCAACAAACUCCCUGGUUAUACUAUGUAAACAUUAUGGAAUUCCAGAAUUCAUUAUGUGCAGAUCUAGCAAAUAUGUACAUUUCUGUGUGUUUAAAUUAUCCUUUUACUUCUGAUGUCCAAUUAUUUGAAUAAAG